ACUGUAGACAUACUACAGGAGACAGUCAGAGACUGUAGAUAUACUACAGGAGAUGAUUUGAGACUGCAGAUGUACUACAGGAGAUGAUUUGAGACUGUGGAAGUAGUACAAGAGAUGACCAGAGACUGUGGGCUUACUACAGAAGAUGACCAGAGACUGCGGCCAUACUACAGGAGAUGUCCAGAGACAGCGGACAUACUACAGGGGAUGACCAGAGACUGCAGACAUAGUACAGGGGAUGACCAGAGACUGCGGAUAUAGUACAGGAGAUGACCAGAGACUGCGGACAUAGUACAG
This is a messenger RNA of Staurois parvus, 297 nucleotides long. NCBI's taxonomy places the organism in Eukaryota, Metazoa, Chordata, Amphibia, Anura, Ranidae. The record is from the annotation of a GenBank genome assembly.